AUGGAUACUGCGAUCGCUGCUGGCAAGGGGGUAUCGAGGAUUGUGGGAACCGGCGUGAAGACUCCCAUGAACUUCUGUCUGGGAGCCGCGAGAGGCUUCAGGAACGCGCCGAGGCUCUACAAUGAUGACACUGUGCGUCCUACCGAGAAGGUAACUGACUUCGCGAGCGGUCUCAGAGUCGCUGGCAAGGAGUUCGGAUAUGGUAUCUUUGAUGGCAUAUCUGGUCUUGUCACGCAGCCGAUUAGGGGAGCGGAGAAGGAGGGCCCAGUAGGCUUCGUCAAGGGCUUCGGCAAGGGUUUAGGUGGCUUCUUCUUCAAGAACUCAGCAGCAAUCUGGUCCAUUCCUGCAUAUGCAAUGCAAGGCGUUCAUGCAGAAAUCCGCAACCUCUUCACCAAGAGCAUCCAGAACUACAUCUUCACCUCGCGAGUGCUUCAAGGCGAGGAGGACUUUUCCAGCUCGUCCCGCGAGGAGCAAGAAGACAUCAUCCUCCGCUGGAACGCAAAGAAGGAUGAUUUGAAGGGCUAUUACAACCUCAAGCAGAAGGAGAAGAAGGGCGAGAGCCCGCCGUCUUCUGAGCGAGGACCCAGUGACACCCCGCCGAAGACGGGCUGGUUCCACACACGACACCUAUCUUGGGACGAGAGGAAGAAGCUACAGGCGCAGAAGGAGGAAUGGAGGAAGAAGCGCGGCACUGCCAGCACGCCGUCCGUGGAUAGAAUCUGGGAGGAUGACGAGCUGGAGCGGGCCAUCCGCGAGUCGGUGCAGCAGACUUCUAGGGGCAACUCUGAAGAAGAUGCCAUGAUCGAGGCCCAGAUCAGGGCGAGCGUUGCAGAGAUGCGCAGAGCAGCGGAUCAAAGUCGGGAGCUACAGGACGUCAAGCAGCCGGUCCCAGAAGCAUCCUCUGUUCUGGCACCUCCGGAGGACAUCACCGACGAGGAGUACCAGGCCCUAGUCGAAGAGGCUAUCAGACAGAGCCUUGCGCACCAAGCUAUCGGCCCACCGCCUCCGCUGCCGCCCAGAGCCAACUCUGGUCUGGACGACGAGGAGGCUUUGAGGAGAGCCAUCGAGGAGUCCAGAAGACAACAAUCCGAACCUCAUCAUGGAGACGAUGAUGAAGAAGAGCUGCGGAGAGCUCUGGAGGAGUCGGAGAGGGCUCACAGGGAGCAGGAGGCACGCAGCUCUUCAGCAAAGACGGAAGAGGAGAUCAUCAUGGAGUACGUGAAGAGGCAGAGUCUGGCGGAGGAGGAAUACCGGCGCCAGAAAGCCAAGGGCAAAGCCGUCAGGCCCAGCGGCACCGAUGAUAACGAUGACGAUGACGAGGUCGAUGAGGAUCUGAAGAGAGCGCUGGAGGAGAGUCUCAAGGUGAGCGGCCGUGACGGCGCGGGACCGUCGUCUUCUGGCGCUUGA
This is a messenger RNA of Phaeoacremonium minimum UCRPA7, 1407 nucleotides long. RefSeq names its product putative glycosyltransferase family 28 domain-containing protein. The coding region runs from base 1 to 1407 and encodes 468 amino acids. The transcript is spliced from 2 exons. Lineage: Eukaryota; Fungi; Ascomycota; Sordariomycetes; Togniniales; Togniniaceae. The record is from RefSeq and is a predicted model, not a curated record.